AUGCAGUUCAAGACUCUCAUUCUCUCGGCCCUUGCAGCCGCUUCCGGGGUUGUUGCCCAGCGUUCUUGCGGUACCCCUUCUCCUUCCGAGGAGCAAAUCGAGGUUGCUCAGCGCUUCCAGCUUAAGGAAGAGAAUGCUCGUGUCGAUGGCAAUGCCACUCGCCUUGCCCCCAUCAACGUCAACGUCUACUGGCACGUCAUUGCUUCAUCCAACUCCGUCAGCGGCGGGUACCUUACCCAGGCUACCCUUGACCGCCAACUCGCUGUCCUGAACACGGCUUUUGCCCCCCACGACGUGCAGUUCGCCCAGGCUGGUGCUGACUGGACCGUGAACACCAACUGGGCUGCUGAUAGGGCUGAGUUGACCAUGAAGCGAUCGCUCCGCAAGGGCACUUACGCUGAUCUGAACGUCUACUUCCUCCCUGGCACCCCCUACCUUGGAUACGCCUACUUCCCCCAGACCGUCACCACCGGCUCUUCUGCUUUCUACUAUGACGGUGUUGUCAUUCGCUCCACUUCCGUCCCUGGAGGUAGCUUGACCAAGUACAACCUCGGCCACACCGCUACUCACGAGAUUGGCCACUGGCUCGGACUUUACCACACUUUCCAGGGUUACCAGUGCGGAGGCAACGGCGACUACGUUUCUGACACUCCUUUCGAGUCUGAGGAGGCUUAUGACUGCCAGAUUGGCCGUGACACCUGCCCCACCCUUGCUGGAACCGACCCUGUCACCAACUACAUGGACUACUCCGAUGAUGCCUGCUUCACCCACUUCACCGAUGGCCAGGAGGCUCGUAUCCACUCUUACUGGGACAGCUACCGCGCUCAGUACCAGUAA
Colletotrichum truncatum is the source of this 837-nucleotide messenger RNA. Its product is annotated as metalloprotease. Gene Ontology annotation, molecular function: metallopeptidase activity. NCBI's taxonomy places the organism in Eukaryota, Fungi, Ascomycota, Sordariomycetes, Glomerellales, Glomerellaceae. The record is from RefSeq and is a predicted model, not a curated record.